Camelina sativa (false flax) is the source of this 2367-nucleotide messenger RNA. RefSeq names its product dynamin-related protein 4C-like. Lineage: Eukaryota; Viridiplantae; Streptophyta; Magnoliopsida; Brassicales; Brassicaceae. The record is from RefSeq and is a predicted model, not a curated record. Gene Ontology annotation, molecular function: microtubule binding; GTP binding; GTPase activity. Gene Ontology annotation, cellular component: microtubule; cytoplasm; membrane.
AGCUGGUCCCAGAUGUUUGAGACCCUUCCCCUUCCAAAUAUCAAAUGGAUAGGAUAUGCCCGACUGCUCCUUCUCAGCCAGUAAGUUUGUUUGGUGGUAUGCCCGCCACAGCUUAGAUCGAAAUGGGAGGUAGUAAGAAGCACGUUGUCACCAGAACCGCUCCUUCUCUCGCAAUUGUUGAAACUAAUCCUCAUGACAACAGAGAUCUGGUUCUCAUUGAAGCACCGAUUGUUUCUUCUUACAAUGACCGGAUCAGGCCGUUGCUUGACACUGUCGACAGGCUAAGGAAUCUGAAUGUGAUGCGAGAAGGGAUCCAGCUUCCCACCAUUGUCGUGGUUGGUGACCAGUCUUCCGGGAAGUCCAGUGUUCUUGAAUCGUUGGCAGGCAUCAGUUUGCCUCGUGGACAAGGAAUCUGCACUAGGGUUCCUCUUGUCAUGCGACUUCAGCGAAGCACUAGCCCUGCUCCUGAGAUUUGGCUUGAGUACAGCGGCAAAGUUGUACCUACGGAUGAGGAACACAUCACUGAAGCCAUUUGUGCUGCAACAGAUGUCAUUGCUGGAUCUGGCAAAGGGGUCUCAGACGCUCCAUUGACCCUCCAUGUUAAAAAGGCUGGUGUUCCAGAUCUUACCAUGGUCGAUCUUCCCGGUAUAACUAGAGUUCCAGUGAAUGGCCAGCCUGAAAACAUUUAUGAGCAGAUAUCUGGGAUGAUCAUGAAGUACAUUGAGCCACAAGAAUCAAUAAUCCUGAAUGUUCUGUCAGCUACGGUCGACUUCACCACCUGCGAAUCAAUUCGCAUGUCAAGACAAGUUGACAAAACCGGUGAACGUACUCUGGCUGUCGUGACAAAGGCUGACAUGGCUCCUGAGGGUCUCUUGCAGAAAGUAACAGCAGAUGAUGUGAGCAUUGGAUUAGGCUAUGUCUGUGUCAGAAACCGCAUAGGAGAAGAGACGUAUGAAGAAGCUAGGUUGCAAGAGGAGUUUCUUUUCAGGACUCAUCCAAUGCUCAGCCUGAUCGAUGAUGACAUUGUUGGCAUCCCUGUUCUAGCUCAGAAGCUAAUGCUAAUCCAAGCAUCUAUGAUUUCUCGCUGUUUGCCUGAGAUUGUACGCAAGAUCAAUCACAAGAUGGAGACCGCUGUCCUGGAGUUGAACAAGCUACCAAUGGUAAUGGCUUCUACUGGAGAAGCAUUGAUGGCAUUGAUGGACAUCAUCAGUUCUGCCAAAGAGUCUCUGCUAAGAAUCCUCGUCCAAGGAGAUUUCUCUGAGUUUCCAGAUGAUCAGAAUAUGCACUGUACCGCUCGCUUAGCUGAUAUGUUAAGCAAAUUCUCAGACGAUCUGCAGGCAAAACCCAAGGAUGUGAGGGAGUUCUUGAUGGAUGAGAUCAAGAUUCUUGACGAAUGCAAGUGUGUUGGACUGCCCAAUUUCAUCCCCAGGUCAGCCUUCUUGGCUAUCCUGUCACAACAUGUUGAUAACGUACAUGACAAGCCAGUUGAGUUCAUUAAGAAGAUAUGGGACUACAUUGAAGUUGUUCUGUCAUCUGUGAUUGCCAAGUAUUCUGAAAAUUUUCCCCAGAUUCAGACUUCUAUCAAACGAGCGGGUCGAAACCUAAUCACCAAUAUAAAGGAACAAUCAGUGGAGCGGGUGAUGGAGAUCGUUGAGAUGGAGAAGCUGACAGAUUACACAUGUAACCCUGACUACAUGACGUCUUGGACUCAGAAAACUAGUGAACAACAAAACUUCAUUCAUGCUGUGCUAUACGAUGGGAAGAGGCCUGAGUACUUCUCGUUAACUGGAUUUGGGAAUGUGAAGAUUUCGCAUCUGCGAAAUUAUCACGCUCAUCUGCUGCAACAAGCCUUUGAUAUGAAGAUGAGGAUCACAUCGUACUGGACCAUCGUCUUGCGGAGGAUCGUGGACAACCUUGCGCUGUAUCUUCAGCUAUCUGUUAAGUAUCUGGUCAACAGUCAAUUUCAGAAAGAGAUCGUGGCGGAUAUGGUGCAUCCAAGAGCUGGAGGAGGAGUUGAGAGGAUGCUAGAGGAGUCCCCGUCGGUGGCGAGCAAAAGGGAGAAGCUGAAGAACAGUAUCAAGCUAUUGAAGGAGUCAAAGGAUGCUGUGGCUGCGAUUGUUGAUCAGAACUCUGGCUAUGGAGAUCGUUAAGCAAUUGCUUCUUUCACAAGCUUUUGGUGAAGUCGGCGGGUCUGGUUAUUGGGAUCGUUGAUUGAUUUGCUUCGGUUAAGUCGGGUCGGGUUUAAGGGCUCUCUGAUGGGUGUUUUUUUUUUGGAUUUGGGCCGUUUGUUUUUUUCUUUUUCUUUUGAACUAUCGGAUCUUGUUUAUGUUAUUGUCGUAACGUUUUAAGCUUAAACGUAUCGUGGUC